Didymodactylos carnosus is the source of this 366-nucleotide messenger RNA. The record is from the annotation of a GenBank genome assembly. NCBI's taxonomy places the organism in Eukaryota, Metazoa, Rotifera, Eurotatoria, Philodinida, Philodinidae.
AUGACUAGAAACAAGGGAACAUGGGCUGAUUAUGAGAUAAAACAGCAACGAGAAAAAUUUCGAACAAUAUCAGUAACUGUAUGUGGUAUAUUACAUACAGGUACACAAUUAUCAGCAAUAUCAGAAAAAGGAGACGAAGAAGAAGACCACAUGAAUACUUAUCAGCCAGUGGAAUUACCAAGCGGUGUUACAGGAACUAUGGAUAGAGAACGCACAAUAUUAUCGUCUAAAUUAUAUGCUAUGUUGAACGAAUUACAUUAUAAAAAGCAAGUACAACCAUUAUCAAAAUCUUCGUUGUUAUUACAACCCGUUACAAGCCAGAUAAUACUGGUAGUGGCAGUAGCAGGACAUUGGACAAUGAGUUAA